CUUUUUAGUCUUCCCUUGAACGUUUGAAGGGAAGAAAAAGGUAAGAAGUUUUUAUGGUCUUUUUAAAUUAAUUAUUUACUUCCAUACACGUUUUGGUAAUUAAUUUGUAGGUAUAUAUAUAAGACUAUUUGGAUCCAGUAGCUUAAGUCUUCAUUAGGCAGUAGCCACUGAAAAGGUCUGAAGAGAACUGAAAGAUCGAAGACAAGAAGUCAAGAAGAUGGUGAGGGCUCCAUGUUUUGAUAAAAACGGAAUCAAAAAAGGUGCAUGGAGCAAAGAGGAAGACAACAAACUAAGAGCUUACAUACAGAUAUACGGCCAUUCUAACUGGCGAGAACUUCCCAAGUUAGCUGGUUUGUCUAGAUGUGGGAAAAGCUGUAGGCUGCGAUGGAUGAAUUAUCUACGCCCAAACAUGAAACGUGGAAAUUUUACAAAAGAAGAAGAAGAUGUCAUUGUUGGUUUACAUAAGAAGCUUGGAAACAAAUGGUCAACGAUGGCUGCACAAUUGCCUGGAAGAAGCGACAAUGAAAUAAAAAACCAUUGGCACACACAUCUGAAAAACCAGGUCCGAAAAGAUCAAACUGUGUUAAAGAACGAACAAUUUGAAACCCUUGAACCUUUUAAAGCUACUCCCAGAGGAUGUCAACAGAUUAUGAAGUUCCUUGUGACGACGCUACACCACAGUUUUCUGAGUUGGCCGGAAAUUUAUGGUUUGAUCAGCUCUUUUUACCGGACAACAAUAGUGUCGUAUUAUCAAGUGAGACCAUGUUCUCACCUUUCGGCUUGA
Molecule: messenger RNA, 784 nt
Organism: Lactuca saligna
Lineage: Eukaryota; Viridiplantae; Streptophyta; Magnoliopsida; Asterales; Asteraceae
Source: the annotation of a GenBank genome assembly